Molecule: messenger RNA, 4481 nt
Organism: Trematomus bernacchii (emerald rockcod)
Lineage: Eukaryota; Metazoa; Chordata; Actinopteri; Perciformes; Nototheniidae
Gene: oxr1a
Product: oxidation resistance 1a
Exons: 17
Coding region: 237-2747 (836 amino acids)
Biological process (GO): response to oxidative stress
Cellular component (GO): nucleus
Source: RefSeq, a predicted model, not a curated record
CGGAUGGUACUUUCUAUUGGGAGAAGGUCAAAUGACUCCGCAUGUCUACCCGUGUGUACAUUCCCGCGAUGGUGCACGCCUGAUGAAGAAACACCUCCAACACUAACUACCGCGUGUCCCAAAAUGUUCGCGAGCGUCUGAAGAGGCUCCUCCAUGUCCGUCUGAAAGUUUGAAAAGUCAACAUCAAACCGCGACCUACCAGAGCCUCUGAGCAGGAGAGAGAAGACGCUGCCAAGAUGUUCAGCACCAAGAGACUGAAGCAGAAGUCACAGUCCGUCGAUAUUGCCACUCAAGGUUUUUCUCCGACCCUGGUGCCAGCCUCACCCCCCAACAAGGCUUCACCAACUGUUGCCAAGGCAACAGCCGUCCUGGCCGUGCAGGAGAACAACACCAACAACUCCCAGCGCCGCAGCCCCCGGUGUGGGGAGCUGAAGAGGGGCUACACCAUAGAUACCGGCCAGAAGAAGACUCCAGAGAAGAAGGAUGGGAGGCGCAUGUCGUUCCAGAGACCCAAAGGGUCCAUUGAAUAUUCUGUGGAAUCGCGGGACACGUUGAACAGCAUUUCGCUCAAGUUUGACACCACACCCAACGAACUGGUCCAGCUGAACAAGCUGUUCUCCAGAGCAGUGGUGCCUGGCCAGGUUCUGUACGUUCCUGAUCCCGAGUACGUCUCCAGUGUCGGAAGCUCCCCCUCCCUCAGUCCCAUCAGCCCCCUGUCUCCCACCUCCUCAGAAGCUGAUUUAGAGAAAGUGACGGAUUCCGAUGGCCCCCCCAGACCAGAUGCCGCUCACCCUCCCGUGUUCUCCGCCCUUCGCCAGUCCAGAGGGGUGUCAUCCACCUCCGAGGAGGAAGAGGCCCUCACAGAGAAGUUCCUCAAGAUCAACUGCAAGUACAUCACUGGUGCAAUGGGUGCGGUGAGCGGGGUGUUGCUGGUGACACCCAACAACAUCAUGUUCGACCCCCACCGGAUGGACCCCCUGGUUCAGGCCCACGGGUGCGAGGAGUACGGCAUCAUGUGUCCUCUGGAGGAAGUGCAGUCUGUCGCCGUCUGCAAGGAGAUCACCGACCGCAAGAUCAGAGAGGCUGUGCCUGAUGACCUGGAGCCCCUCCCCACUGAGAGACACCCCUCCCAGAAGGAGCCGGAACAGCGACUCAGGGAGCCGGGGGCCAGCGACAGCACGGCCCCCCGCAGCACCGAGGGCUCCUUCUCCGAGGACGUCUUCACCGAGUCGGAGCUGUCCCCCAUCCGUGAGGAGGAGCAGGCGUCUAACGAGGACCUCCGCCUGGACAAGUCCUCAGGCGCCUCCACCGAGUCCGUGCAAACCGUCACCCAGGUGGGGGCCGCCACUGCCGGGUCCCAGUCCCCAGGCAGCGCCCGCGGCUCCGUCAGUCUGCCGGAGACCCCCGCAGAGGACAAUCCACCAGACACUGCCCCAAAAAGCCAGUCCCCCAUGGGAUCCAAGCAGCACAGUGUAGAGAAGCCACCAAGCACACCCCCCACCACCACCACCACCAGCAGCCGCAGCAGCAGCACUAGCCAGGCCCCCGGCCCCAGCAGCAGCACCUCUCGCCCAGGGUCCCAAAGCUCAGCCACCCCCGGUGCCACAGACACCGCCUCUGUCUCAGCCAGUCCACAGAGGGAAGCCAACGAGGGGACAGACGUCUCCAAAACAGACACUAAGCAAGACAAGGAGGAGAAGGUGGAAGGAGAGGAGACACAAAAUGAAGCCACGCAGAACUCUGCAGAGGGUACAGGGUCUGCAGAGAGAAGGAAGCACCCCACUCACAAGUUCCUGUGUCUGCGGGUGGGGAAGCCCAUGAAGAAGACGUUUGUUUCCAACGCCAGCGCCUCCAUGCAGCAGUACGCCCAGCAGGGCAAGAAGCACGAGUACUGGUUCGCUGUGCCGCAGGAGAGGUCAGAACACCUGUAUGUGUUCUUCAUGCAGUGGAGCCCGGACAUGUAUGGUGAGGGGGUCAGGGGGAUGGGACAGGAGCCUGGGUUUAGGGUUGUCAAGAAGAAUGAAGUGACAGAAACAGAUGUGGACGAGCCCAUCACCGACCUCAAUGUCAAGGAGUGGGAGGUAGUGUCUCUGACGGAGUACCACCGUCGGAUCGAUGCUCUAAACAGUGACGAUCUGCGCUCGCUCUGCAAACGACUCCAGAUCACCACCAAGGAGGAGGUGAACUGCAAGCAGGGCACAUCCAUCAAGUCGGAGCUGGAGCCAGAAACGUUCAAACCCAACCUCAGAGAAGCCAGCGAUCUCCUGGAGGCCGACCAGAUAGAGAAGCUCGCCAGGAAUCUCCCACCACGGACCAUUGGGUACCCAUGGACGCUGGCCUUUGGCACAUCAAAGCAUGGCAUGAGCAUCAAGUCUCUGUACAGAGCCAUGCAGGGCCAGGACACCCCCGUGCUCAUGGUGAUUAAGGACAGCGACGGCCAGGUGUUUGGUGCGUUGGCGUCUGAGCCCUUUAAAGUCAGCGAUGGCUUCUAUGGCACCGGGGAGACCUUCCUCUUCACCUUCAAUCCAGAGUUUGAGGUGUUCAAAUGGACAGGAGACAACAUGUUCUUCAUGAAAGGAGAUAUGGACUCUUUAUCUUUUGGUGGAGGAAGCGGCGAGUUCGGCCUGUGGCUGGACGGAGACCUGUACCACGGCAGGAGCCACUCCUGUAAAACAUUUGGGAACCCCAUGCUGUCGAAGAAGGAGGAUUUCUAUGUUCAGGACAUAGAGAUCUGGGCUUUUGAAUAACAGUGCACCACAGGGAGAAAAAAAACAAGUCCUGCAACAGGGCAAAGCGAGGAGCCCCUCCUCCUUUAGAACAAUGGCCCCCAACCUGACUGCACAUCACCGGGCUCCGCAGGAGGCCAGCUGCCAGAUGCUUGUUGUGCGUUACUACUGCAGUUAUUACGGAGCUUCUUUUUCUUUGUGAAAAAUGACCUUUGUGUGUAUCUUGUUACAGCCUUGUGCGGCGUCUUUGCAGAGUAGGGGGAGUGUGUGAGUGAGGGAGAGGAGAGAGCCUUUAGGAGCAUUAGAACUCCUCUCCACCUGAAGGUGUUGGCGUUUGGACCGGGAAAAGGACCGCCCUACUCCAGAUCGUGUGUCCGUCACAGAACCUCAAGGAGCCCCCUGACCCCCCCCCCCCACCCCUAGAACUUUUGUCAGUAGGAUGUUACUCACUGUGCUGUCUCCACGGACAGAGACCCAGGUAGGCAGACAGAAGCUGAACACAUUCCAUUACUCCUGGUGAUGGUAGUGUCGCAUUUAAAUAAAAAAUUAAAACUCAUCAGCAGCAGGAUAUGAUGACACUUAGCUCAGAGAGGAUUUGCUGUGUAAGGGGGGGUGUUAGUCUUUUUUCCAGUACAGUUUUGGGUUGUCUUCUGAGGCUCAACUAUAGAGUAUUGUGUAUUGUAGUCCUCCUGUCGUUCACUGUCAUCGCACACCAUCUGAAGCACAUAGCUAUACUCAGAUCACCCCUCGUUGUGCUGUUCUGUUCAGUGGGUGUACGUGUGAGUCCAGCUAACGGCUGUACUGUUCGUAGACGGUAACGUAUUGCAAUAGAUUUGUGGAAUAUGCAAAAUAACUGUCCUGUGACCUCAAGUACCCGCGGGGUGGGGGGGGGGAGGCACGGCACUUUAGCCGCGGCCCGUCGCUCUUUCACGAGAGAAACCUGUAGAGAUUUGACGUCUUGAUACACGAUCGCUUUUCCGGGGGGGGGGGGGGGUGUCAUUUGAAAAGCCUGCGACGUGGUUAACUGUUUUACAUGCAUAUAUGACAAUUAUAUAUUGGUAUAUAUGAUUAUAUAGGGAUUUAUAUAAUCAUAUAUAUUUUGCUGUUAAGUGUGACAGUGAUCUACUUGUGCUGAUAUUUCAGCUGUUACAAUAUUAUGUAUAUUACCCUGUAAAUUAAUGUUCAAAUAGUAGUUUUGUUCCUAUAUAUAUAUAUAUAUAUAUUUAUAUAUAUAUAUAUAUAAAUACAUAAUGCUAUAUAAAUAUAUAUAUAUAUAUAAUAAAGUGUGGAUUGGUGGGUUGCUUCUAGCACUUUAAUCAGGUGUAAAGCGUCAGGCCAGGUUCCUAUAUUCUCUUAGCAGUAGCUGUACAGUACUUUUUUUGUUUAGAUCAUUAAGAUGUUAACUGUUAGUAGAAGCUUGCUGCUACCAAUAUCAAUAAGGGUAUGCCCUAACGCUCUGUGUGUCUAAUGAGGAGGAUUACUCUGAGGCAGGAAGGGGGGGUGGAAGGUUGGUUCUCUGCUGUUGGCUGUCAGGUCGGUGGGUGGAGGUAGGUAUGCAGGCAGGGUGAGGGGGGGUGUGUACAGGACGUAUCCCUCCGCCGAGGAGCCUUCUCCCCCCUUCCUGGUCUUCCACACCAGUAUUUGUGUCCUUGUGGAGUCACAAAGAAUAAAAUGGAUAAUUAUUCCGAUUAUUUCACCAGAUUACAAUGUAUCAGUGAUGUAUAAAUAACAAUAAAGCUGAAUUAAUUGUUGUAA